CUCCCUCCCAUAAAGGGCAGGGUCUAGUUGUUUGGUAACUGAAUAAGAAAAAAAGUUACACAAGCGAGGUCUGGAUUUGUCAUCGUUUCAUAACUGAUCGGCUGUACUUACAAAAAAAGGAUUCAGGGCUUUGACUUUAAAACCAAAAAGGGAAGAGGGCAUCGAUGUCGGCUUUCCUUGCAUUUUGGAACAGCUUGGGGGAUGCAAAUAACCCGUUUUUAUUAUCUAACUAAAUCUAAUCAAUCAUGCUAGUUAGCUUAUAAGCCUUGUAAGUAAUAUUUAAAACUUUAUCUUUGUUGAUGAGGCGUAUUCAGUUAACGCUUUUUUUUUUAAAUACACAUGAGCUUUUUAUAUAUUACAGAUAAUAUUUUUUUAAGUUAUUUCUUUUUUUAAUAAAUCAGAAUUGUAUUUAUUUAUUUUAAAUAAAAAAAUAAAAAAACAUGGAAUUCAAUCCUGGCGUGUUGAUCGUGGGAGCGUCGUUCGGGUUUUUCAACAUCGUUAACAAAGUAUUUGACAGGUUACCCGUACCCGAAUCAGCGCUCAGAAACACUUGGAAAUGGAAAAACAUUUCGACUUCUUUGGUUCACAGUUUAAUAACAGGGAUAUGGGCUGUGCUAUGUUUCUAUGUGCACCCUGAGAUGGCGGAAGAUUUGAUUUACACACACUCCGGAUUCUCGCACACGCUGAUCUCGGUGUCUAUUGGAUACUUCAUUCAUGAUUUUGUUGACAUGAUUCGUAGCCAGAAGCUACACCAAUCCUGGGAGCUGCUCUUCCACCACACUGUGGUGAUCACCUGUUUCGGGAUGUCUGUGCUCCUCAGCCAGUACAUCGGCUUUGCUGUGGUGGCCCUGCUGGUCGAGAUCAACUCCAUCUUCCUCCACCUGCGGCAGAUCCUGCUGAUGGCCAGCCUGUCCACCAGCACCUUGUACCGGCUCAACAGCAUGCUGAACCUGGGCACCUACGUGGUGUUCCGCAUCAACACGCUGGCAUGGAUGACCCGCUGGCUGGUGCUGAACCGCGACAACGUGCCCCUGCUCAGCUACACCGUGGGCAGCCUGGGCAUGGCCGUCAUGACCGCCAUGAACAUCGUGCUCUUCUAUCGCCUGCUGCGGAGCGACUUCCUUAAGUCCAGCCGCGAGGGCAAGAAGGACAGCGAGGACAAGGAGAAGUAGAGUAGCCUGAGCAGACUGGCCGGUGUGAUCCGGGCCUCUCUCGGACAAGCAGCUGGGGGGGAGGGGUUGGGAGGACCCAGGCAAGGCUCCCCAUCCUCACCAAAAUCAGGGGAGCAGGGUGUGGCCGAGUGUAGCUUCAAUCAUCAUUUACAUUUUUUUUUAGAUUUAAUCCUUCUGAGUGGUUCUGGGUUGUGAGUCUGUGAGCUUGUUUGGAGAAUCCUAAUAGCCGGGGAUUGAAAACCUGCCCGGUUUCAUUUAAAUAGACUUUUCAAGCUGUCAGCCCCACCUGCUGUAUAUGAAGAAUAGGUGAUGCUUGCAGGGUUUGUAAGUCACACAAUCGCAUGAUUUGGAUGGAAUGAGUAAAGCUGAUCAGUCCUGGCAUUUAGGGUUCUCUAGACAAGCUCAACGCAAUCUUGAAGCCAGGGAAAGGCAGAUUUCAAGAAACUGUAAUAACAGAAUAUUGGAGCCCAGAACCACCGAGAAUAAUUGCAAACACCGCGACAUGGCAAGAGCAAUGUAAAAGCUUUUAAAAUUUACAUUUAAACCGAAUUAAAAUCCCCAUGAUGAGAGAUUAGUUUGACAGCAUGGUGCAACACCCGUGCGACUUUUAAUCUUUACAUUUCAAUUCAGUCAAGAAAGUUAAGUCAAGUCCAGCUUUUUUGAAGGGUUUGUGUUUGAGACGCACACACAGUUAUAGACUGUUUAAUACUCUCCCUGUAAAAAGGCUGUAGCUCACUUGCAUGGCUGGUUUCACAGGUCCUAACUAGCACUAAUCUUGGACUACCUUACUUAAAGUAACAUUAGGUAUCCUGUGUGCCUUGGUGCUAAUGAAGCUCCGUGAAACCUGUCAUAGACUUCAUAUUUGGUUCUAUACCAACAAGGCAUCCUUUCUCUGAAUCACUUUCCAAUGCAGCAUUUCAAAACAACUGACUUCCUAACCUCUGUACUCAAGCCAGAAUGAGAGCACUGACAUCUGCUGACCGUACAUGUGCAUUACAGCACUUCUUUUUCAUUAACCUACAGGAAGAAAAUAACUACUUUGAACUGGUGUGAUCCAGACCAGUGUACUCAUGAGCUGGGAAACAGAUCAACUGAUCAUAAAGAUGAGAACGUUUCCAUGAAAAAAAUAACGAAUCCUGAAAAUGCUCAAGUGCUUUUCCCUGUGCUUUUUUUGCUGUGAGAUCAGCAGCCACAUCUAAAUGCCAACUUGACUUUGUGGAAGGAAAACUUGAUCACUUCUCACACUCUAAUCAAAACUUGAUUUUGGCACCCUCCAGCGCUUGUGAGAAAACUAUACAAGUUACACAUUUUUUUAUUUUCUCUGUGCUUGUAAGCCACAACUGAACACUGAUAAGUAUAUACAUACUGUAGCAAGAAAAAACCUGCAAUGGCUCACACUGCUGUGCAAAGUGAUUAACUGUUAACCACCAAACCAACAUGUUUUACAACCUGUUAUGUAGCAUGGGUGUGUAUAACGCUGUAAAUCCAUCAAGGGGAUCUGAUGGGAGAAAAAAAACAGAGAGCAAAGCUUUUCCCAUCAGAUCCAGGAGAUGUAAGUUCAGUGUUAAACACAUGCUGGUAUUGGUUAUGUUUUACAAUAUAAUAUAGUGUACUGUAUUUCUGGCAGCUGUCUGGUGUACUUCGCUCCCUUUAAACCCGUUCCUGGUGAAGCUGUGAUGAAGCUCUACUGUAAACAGAAACGUGACCACUAGCUAGCUCUGUAUCCUGAUUAAAUCAAAUGCCAGGAUUUUGAUGUCCAUCAAAUUGCACUGCAUGUCCCAAGACUGUUUCUGCAUGAAAACGUAUGUGUGUGACAUCACGCUGGCACAGACUACCACAGGAGGAUUUCCAUCUCCAGAUUCUGAUAUGCAGACGUGCGCUUCCAUAGAUGUGUGAUUGUGUGCAAUGAGCAUGCAUGACAUCAUAGUGACCUCAGAGCCAAGAACGAGGCAUUCUAUUCAAGAACACAAGGGAAACAUAUAUAUAUAUAUAUAUAUAUAUAUAUAUAUAUAUAUAUUAACCAAAGAGCUUUGGAAUAAUGUGCUUUGUAAUUUUUUUUUUUUUAAAUGAAGAAAGUAAUUUGUUUUUGUAAUGUUCUUAUAUAUAUAGAUAGAUGUGUGUGUGUAUAUAUAUAUAUAUAUAAUUUGAUAUUGUUAGCCACCAUAAUUGCAUUGUACUGUAAUUAUUAUUAUUAUUUAUUUCUUAGCAGACGCCCUUAUCCAGGGCGACUUACAAUUGUUACAAGAUUUCACAUUAUUUUUACAUACAAUUACCCAUUUAUACAGUUGGGUUUUUACUGGAGCAAUUUAGGUAAAGUACCUUGCUCAAGGGUACAGCAGCAGCGUCCCCUACCAGGGAUUGAACCCACAACCCUUCGGUCAAGAGUCCAGAGCCCUAACCACUACGCCACACUAAUUACUGAAAAAGAGUAUCUAAAUCAUUAUAAUUCAAUUUGAGCACCUACCUCUCGCUUGAGGAAACUGAAAAAAGCACAAAAUGACAUUUUGAGGGCGUUCAGUGGUGAGCUGUUCAGCUUUGUGCUUCUGAAAAUGAUGAUGUUAAAAAGCACUUAUAGAUAGAGUAAUGGUAUAAAUGUGAACGCUGUAAUGAGGUGGGGUUUUUUUGGUAUUAAAGCAGCCUCUCAAGCUCUGAUGUCCACCCCCUUGUACAGUAAUGUAUACAUACAUAAAGUGUUGGUUUCCUACAAUCUUGUCUACAUUGUAAAUAGAAUACAGUGCUAAAAUGUCUUUUAUUUAAUGGAUUACCUUUUUUGUAAUUAAUGGGAAUGUAAUGAUUUGCAUGGCUGAAUGGCAAAAUAAAGGAAAUAACCUAAAUAACCUG
Acipenser ruthenus (sterlet) is the source of this 4013-nucleotide messenger RNA. Its product is annotated as TLC domain-containing protein 2-like. Gene Ontology annotation, cellular component: plasma membrane. The record is from RefSeq and is a predicted model, not a curated record. The coding region runs from base 441 to 1172 and encodes 243 amino acids. Gene Ontology annotation, biological process: plasma membrane organization; phospholipid homeostasis; membrane assembly. Lineage: Eukaryota; Metazoa; Chordata; Actinopteri; Acipenseriformes; Acipenseridae. The transcript has 4 exons.